Messenger RNA from Closterium sp. Yama58-4, 2850 nucleotides. The record is from the annotation of a GenBank genome assembly. Lineage: Eukaryota; Viridiplantae; Streptophyta; Zygnematophyceae; Desmidiales; Closteriaceae.
AUGAGACAUGGCAAAUUUCGAGAUGCACUCGCUGGGAGCAGCAGCGAUAACGCGAGAGGCGCUUCGAGCAGCAGCAGCAGUCGGGAAUUUGCAGCGCCUGCGAGGCAGAGAAUGACGGCCGUUAGCCAUUCAAUUGGAAUGGGAGGAGCCAAUGACAACGGAGAGCCAAUCACUGAGGAGGAUCGUCCCUUCCACAAGCUCAUUCUCGCAGCCUCGCUCCCGCUGCCUCCACGUCACACCCCUCUCUCUCCCACUCCUCUCGCACACCCUCACUCACCUGAAACCCUCGCAUCGACUCUGCUUCAAGCUUCACCCGCCGCUGUGCCACCACCAGCAGCUAAAGAGCCCUUCUCCUCUUCACACAUCAUUGUAUUGCAUCGAACCGCAUUGAACCACACUAUCUCAACGUACUACCUUCCACCCACCCACCCCUCUGCAGCGCAGUGCUGCAGCAUCUGCCACGUGGCACAUGGUGAUUGGCCGAGCUCUGGUUGGGGUUGGCCUGGGAAUCGUAUCUGGCACUGUUCCUCUGUACAUAUCCGAGGUAACCCCCACAUCAUCUCGCGGCACGUGGGGCACGUUGGCUCAGCUCUCCACCAGCACUGGCGUCUUCUCUGCGCUGCUGGCUGGCUUGCCUCUGGAGCAACACCACACCUGGUGGCGGGGCAUGUUUCUCCUGGGCGCUCUCCCUCCCUGCCUCUUGCUGCUGGGUAUGGCACUGGCCGCACCAGAAACACCCCGCUGGCUGCUGCUGGUAUGUGGAAAAAUCCAUUCAACCCUGCACACACCAACCUCAACGAUCCGGCUUCCCCCCCUGCUGCCUCUCUCUUUCAUCCAAGAUACCGGCGAGCUCCUCCCUCCCGCUUCCCCCUUCCCUCCUCCUUCUCACCUCCAGUGCUGCUUCUAGGCACCAUUCUCUUUGCCCUGCACCAGUUCUACUACUCCUCUCACGCACGUUUUAAGUUAUCUUCGUACCAUAUCCUGGCCCUCUCCCCUCCCUCAUGUGCUCGCCCUCUCACAGUGCUGCUGCUAGGCGCUGCCCUCUUCGCCCUGCAGCAGUUCUCAGGAAUCAACGCUGUUGUCUACUUCUCCUCUCACGUCUUCCGCUCUGCUGGAUUUUCCUCCGGAAUCGCUGUCUCUGCCCUCAUUGCACUCUUCAAGCUCUCAGCUGUGCUGCUGGCAGCGCAUCUGGUUGACUCUGCAGGGAGGAAGCCCCUUCUGCUGCUUUCCUUUUUUGGCAUGGGAUGCUCCAUGCUGUUUCUCUCGGCGGUCCUCUCCUUGCCUCUCCUGCAACCCCAUGCGCCACUUCUCUCCGUUAUCGGAACAAUCACGUAUGUGACAGCAUUCUCCUGUGGGGUUGGCCCCAUUCCCAGCCUGUUGCUGCCGGAGAUAUUCCCCCUGCAAGUGCGGGCUGCAGGAGUGGCAUUCAGCAUGGCCGUUAACUGGCAGUGGGGGCGCCGCUGGGGGGGUGGUUUUGCUGAGUUGACCACCCUCCUCCCCCACCUCUUCUCACCGCUUUCCACCUCCAGUCUUUAUCCCCUCUUUGCCCCUGCUCUCCCCCCGCCAUCUACCCAUACCAGCACUAGUUGUGAGCAUUCCAUUGGCUCUUGCAGCAGUGGGGGCGCCGCUGGGUGGGUGGCUUGCUGCCGUGGCAGGGAGGAGGCGUGCGUUUCAGAUUGCAUCCCUGCCGUUCAUCUGUGGAUCGCUGCUCAGUGCAGUGCUGCAGCAUCUGCCACGUGGCACAUGGUGAUUGGCCGAGCGCUUGUUGGAAUUGGGCUGGGAAUCGUAUCUGGCACUGUUCCUCUCUACAUAUCAGAGGUAACCCCCACAUCAUCGCGCGGCACGUGGGGCACGUUGGCUCAGCUCUCCACUAGCGUUGGUGUCUUCUCCGCGCUGCUGGUCGGAUUGCCUCUGGAGCAACACCACAGCUGGUGGCGGGGCAUGUUUCUCCUGGGCGCUCUCCCUCCCUGCCUCUUGCUGCUCGGCAUGGCAGUGGCAGCACCAGAGACUCCCCGCUGGCUGAUGCUGCACCACAGCCUGCAUGCAGCAGCGCGAGCAGCAGUGAUCCUGAGAGGAACGGAGGGGGCAGAAGAGGUGUUGCAGGAGCUUAUGUCGACACACCCACUUGUCACCUCUGCACUCACGUCCGCUGCUGCUGAUGCACCCAGCAGUACCGCGCUGCACCUCACCAGCAGCUGCUCUGCUGUCGAGGUGCCGCGAAAGCAUGCUGCUGCUGAUGCACCCAGCAGCACCGCACUGCACUCCACCAGAAGCUGCUCCUCUGUUGAGGUGCUUCGAAAGCAUGCUGCUCAUGUUGCAACCAGCACCGCCCUGCACUCGCCUUUGCACACCAGCAGCCGCUCUGCUCUGUCUGCUCCGCCCCCUGCUGCCUCUCUCUUCCAUCCAAGAUACCGACGAGUGCUGCUGCUAGGCCCAGCACUCUUCGCUCUGCAGCAGUUUGCAGGCAUCAACGCUGUUGUCUACUUCUCCUCUCACGUCUUCCGCUCUGCCGGGUUUUCUUCCGGCAUUGCCGCAUCUGUCCUGAUCGCCUCGUUCAAACUCGCAGCUGUACUGCUGGCAGCGCGUCUGGUUGACUCGGCAGGGAGAAAGCCCCUUUUGCUGCUCUCCUUCCUUGGCAUGGGAUGCUCAAUGCUGUUCCUCUCGGCGGUCCUAUCCUGGCCUCUCCUGCAACCCCAUGCGCCACUUCUCUCUGUUGUUGGCACAAUCACCAUUCUCCUGUGGAGUGGGUCCCAUUCCCAGCCUGUUGCUCCCCGAGAUAUUCCCCUGCAAGUGCGGGCUGCAGGGGUGGCCUGCAGCAUGGCUGUUCACUGGCGCGAGCUGCAGGGUUGA